AUGCCCCUGAAUGCCCCUGAUUUGCCUGCUACUAUUAGCCAUGCACAACGACUUAUUGCAAAGCUUAAAACACUAAGUGAAGAGUUUAAAGUGCACCACUUCGCUGUAAUUGACUUUAUUGAUGAUGAAGAUGAAGAAGAACUGGCUAGUCAGCAAUUGAUGUUGGACACCUUAGACGAUGAUGUUGCUCAGAUAACUGCUAGACUGGAAGAGCUUGCUGCCAGGCGACCCCCAGCAGUUGACAAAGUAGCAAACGUGACCUUCAAGCGUUUAAAAUACCUAGAGCGAGCAUUUGCUAUUGUUUCAGAGAAUCUCUCCUCACUUGAUACUGGAGACAACACGUGUCUACUUCAACAACACCAAGAACACUUACAAGACUUGAAGAAAGAAUUGUCUGACCAUGUUGGACAUGUUAAAAGGAGCACACUUCACUCUCUCUCUACAGGUUCGGAAGCUGCUCAGAUCUGUAGACUCAGCUACACCUCCACCACUUAUAGAUACUUCGAAACCGGUGAAACUACCAAACCGGUGAAACUACCAACGUUAGAAAUCCCCACGUUUGAUGGUAGUAUUCUCAAUUGGACAACGUUUUGGGAACAGUUUGAUAUCUCCAUCCAUUCCCGUUUUGACCUAGCUACAGCCGAGAAGCUUGCAUAUUUGAGAGAUGCUCUCAAGAAUGGAAAUGCGAAAGCUUCGAUUGAAGGACUCAGUAGAUCUGGAGAACAAUACGAGGAAGCAAUCGCUUGUCUAAAGGACAGGUACGAUAGACCUAGACUUAUCCAUCAAGCACACGUACGAAAGAUUGUUGAAAUCCCCUCACUCAAGGAUGGCAAUGGGAAAGAGCUUCGUCGACUCCAUGAUACUGCUCAGCAACACUUGAGAGCACUAAAGGCACUUGGACAUGAGCCUGACCCAGCAUUCAUCACUUCUAUGAUUGAACUCAAACUUGAUGGCCAAACCAUGUUCGAAUGGCAGCGUCAUAGUCAAGAAUCCACUGAUGUACCACCGUACAAAGACUUGUUGGCCUUUAUCAAUCUACGUGCACAAGCGUCAGAGAGCUCCUCAGACCUCGUGAAGAAAACUCCUAGGAGUGAGCCAUAUACCAGGAAAUACGCUAACCCUCCAAGGCACGUUGCCUCGCACUCUGCAAGUCUCAACAACGACUGUGUAGUUUGCAAAGAGAAGCACCCCUUGUAUCUUUGCACAAAGUUCAAGUCCAUGACACACGAUGAGAAAAGAGUAAUUUUGAAGUCAAAUUGUUUGUGUAUGAAUUGUAUGCGAUCAGGACACUUUGUGAAGAACUGCAAAUCGUUACACAAAUGCCACGUUUGUCAGAAACCUCAUCACACCUUACUUCAUGUGGAGAAAACUGAUUCUCCUUCAGAUUCCCUUAAUGUCUCAUCUAAUACUGUUAUGAAGAUUCGAGCAAACGCCCUUCUCAUGACAUGCUAUGUCAAGGUGAAGUCCCCAGAGGGGUCUGUUAUCACUGCUCGAGCUCUCCUCGAUAGUGCCUCGUCUGCAUCGUUCGUCACUGAACGAUUGGCAAGAGCUUUGAACUUACCACACAUUUCUGGAGUUACUGGCAUCACCACAACGUCACCCCUUAAGUCUGUCGCAAGUUUCAGUAUCAUCACUACAAGCCCCCCAGGAGAGACCAUUGAUGUGGUUGCUAUAGUGUCUCCGAUAGUAACGUGUGAUCUACCUCUAUCACCUGGAACCACUUGUCUGACAUUCCCUUAGCU
Molecule: messenger RNA, 1742 nt
Organism: Halichondria panicea
Lineage: Eukaryota; Metazoa; Porifera; Demospongiae; Suberitida; Halichondriidae
Exons: 2
Coding region: 1-1740 (579 amino acids)
Molecular function (GO): zinc ion binding; nucleic acid binding
Source: RefSeq, a predicted model, not a curated record